Suillus subaureus is the source of this 204-nucleotide messenger RNA. RefSeq lists its product as uncharacterized. NCBI's taxonomy places the organism in Eukaryota, Fungi, Basidiomycota, Agaricomycetes, Boletales, Suillaceae. The record is from RefSeq and is a predicted model, not a curated record. The transcript has a single exon. The annotation marks the transcript as partial.
CAAUUUUGUUGUUUUCAUGCACAGAAUCUAACUUUUGUAUGGCAGGUUCAUUUCACUCUAUCAAGUGUCUCAUCCUGGCACACAGUGGACAGCAACUUUGACUAUGAAAUGUUCUGGAAUAACAUCAUGGACUUUUUCAAAGAUGCCCCUGGCCCUGUCACGAGAUGCAAAGUAGAUCAACUCCUCGAGUGGUGGACCAGGUAA